AUGGCUGCGACCACGAAUCCCCUGCACGGGACACAAAACUCGUCCGACCUCCCCGUCUCCUCCAAGACCAUCACAAUUGCUGGCAUCCUCGUCGACGUCCACGGCCUAGACGAACUACCCGCAUCCCCGUCAUCAGUCGCAUGCCUAUGGCUCCUCAAUCCGCGCUUACAGACCAAAGAGACCAUGGCUCCGAUAGCCAGGCGCGUCAUCUCAACCUGGAACAAGCGCGUACAAGACGGUCGCGCCGGCAUGCGUCCUAAAGGUCUGAUCGCCGCUGCCUUUGACCAGCGCAAUCACGGAUCACGCAAAGUCGACGAUCUGCACAAUCAGGCUUGGAGAGAAGGAAAUGAGACGCAUGCACAGGAUAUGUUUGGCUGUUUCCACGGCACAGCAACCGACACCUCGCAACUCAUCAACCAUCUCGAAUCCUACAUCUUCACGGCCAAGGACAGUCCCAAGAUCCAACAACACUUCGCUCUUGGUAUCUCGCUAGGUGGGCACGCGACCUGGCAUUGCUUGCUUGGGGAUCCGCGAAUCACUGCUGGAGUCGUUGGCAUUGGUUGUCCAGACUAUACGCGUUUGCUAACCGAUCGCGCGCGUCUGUCCAAGCGAAAGACAUACAAGGACACUACACCGCCUGGCAGUGCGUUCCUUGGCUCUCCAGACUUCCCACAGGCGCUACAGGAUGCCAUCGCCCAGUACGAUCCUGCAGGUUUACUGUUGCCGGGCAUGUUCAAUCCUCUAGGAGAUGACACGCCGCCUGACCAAGCGCAGCUAACCAGGAUGAAAGCGCUAAUCAAGGAGAAACUCCAGGGCAAGCGGAUUCUAAACCUCAGUGGUCAGGCGGAUAAGCUCGUUCCGUAUUCGGCUGGUGAGCCUUUCUACAAGAUCUUCAAACAGGUAUUAGCCGAAGAUUCGAGUCUCGACAUUGUCUUUGAAGAUGUGCUGUUCGAGGGCGUAGAACACGCGUUUCCACAGCCCAUGGCUGAUAAAGCAGCCGAAUGGUUAUGUGAUAUCCUGGCUACAGAUGAUGGACCUGUGUCCAGUAAGAUAUACUCGACUUUUAUGUUUCUCCUUCUCUGCUACCAGAGGCCUCAUCAUCUUGCAUUAUCUUUCAUCUCCAUCUUAGUCUCCACUCGACCCGCCAUGACGAAUACUCCAGCGCCAAAACACAGAAUCCCACGCUACCAUGCCUUCUCAACCCCCGAAGAACAAGAAGCAUUUAUUGAUAUGGCAGACUCUCUCGACACUUCAGACAGCGCCGCUCCACCAUCUCCUACCUUGACUGAAAUAUCACUCUUACAUCAGGAAAUGAAUCCUAAACCCUGGCGCGACAUUGAACCAAACGAAUGUCCACAUGAACCCAACAGCUUGCCUGGACCCAAGCAUGACUCCAGCGGCCGACUGACUACCAUGUUAACACUGUACGACCUGGCCAUGUCAUGCGAGGAGAUCGAGGAAGCUGACUGGGACGAAUACAUCACACCUUACGAACCAGAUGAUCUAGAGAUGCUGGAGCGAAGUUUUCCGAGGGAGUGCUGGCCUCCUGAGAUAGAAGCAUCGUGGCCGAAUCUCAUUGUUCUUGCGAGGUGGAAAACGUUGUCACAGGGCUCUAAAAUCAUUGUAGAGCAUAGCUGA
Alternaria burnsii is the source of this 1638-nucleotide messenger RNA. RefSeq lists its product as uncharacterized. NCBI's taxonomy places the organism in Eukaryota, Fungi, Ascomycota, Dothideomycetes, Pleosporales, Pleosporaceae. The record is from RefSeq and is a predicted model, not a curated record. Bases 1 to 1638 code for a protein of 545 amino acids. The transcript is spliced from 2 exons.